This is a messenger RNA of Fimicolochytrium jonesii, 1122 nucleotides long. RefSeq lists its product as uncharacterized. Lineage: Eukaryota; Fungi; Chytridiomycota; Chytridiomycetes; Spizellomycetales; Powellomycetaceae. Bases 1 to 1122 code for a protein of 373 amino acids. The transcript is spliced from 8 exons. The record is from RefSeq and is a predicted model, not a curated record.
AUGGACAACAACACCUUCGCGCAAUGCGUCGCAGAGCCCACAGUCCAGCAAACGAUUCUAAACGGGCUUCUGGACAAUGCCACCGCGGUCGGCGAGCUCUUCACCAGCGCUUCCGUUCUAUCCGCGUUACUAUCAAACCCCGCAGUCCAGAAGGCCUUAUCCAACAACGCAGCCAUCCAGCUGGCGAUAUUCAACAGUCCUGCUGCUCAGGCUCAAAUUGCGGCUACAGUCAGCUACACCGUCGAUUCUACUGCCUUGAGAUAUGGCGGGCCCUCGAUAAUCAUCGGUCUUACUGUUGCUGUUGCUUUAUUCAGUGUCGGAGUCGCAACAUGGAGGCUUUUUUCUAAACGGAAUGUACGGGGGUAUCUACUUUUGGUUACGUCAAUCUUGACAGUGAUGGAUUCCUUGACAGGAGUUUGGGGAAAGGUGAACCCGCCAAGCGCUGUGUUCGGUGAAAGACAUGUCGUUGGCUACGUCAUGGCACUGCUUGUUGUACCGGAGGUGCGCGAUUUCACACUCAAUGUGGCUGCUGCUUACAGGUAUGCCGCCGUCUACACCGACGAACGCCAAUCUCGCGCCGUACUCGUCGCACAGUCCACCAUUGCCUUUGCAGUAACGGCGGCUGGAGUAGGCAUUGCAAUCCCCGACCUCCUACGACAAGGCUAUGUCCGCAAGUCUUUCUGGGGUCUUGCAGCCGUACAUCCCAUCAUUUACGUCGCUACGGGCCUGGCGACGUUCACGUAUAAGCUACGUGUGGCGCAGAGUUCGGUGAACUCUGCUACAAACAAUCGGGAUAGCAAGUUGGCGAAUCUAGAGAUUGCCAAUAAUCUCAUUAUGGCUUUUACGUUUGCGGCUGCUAUUUCGGGGAUUGUGGUGGUGACCUAUUACGAUGUGGCAGCCAGCAUCUAUGUAAUCCCAACAGAAAUGUUUCUCUGCGCACUCUGGACCCUCGGAGAAAAUUUCUUCGAGGCCCUGGCGAGCGCGCGCCAAACCCUCGUCGAUGCAAACUUCAUUGACACGCCUAGCUCCGUGCAAGUGAGCCGCAUUGCGGCGGUUAAGCAGGUUCAGACGGUGGGAACCGCUGGGCCGAGAUCUAGAGCGAUGCUGUUGGAUGAGGCGUGA